GGCGGGGCCAGGCCCGGCCGAGGCGGAAGCGCCCGAGGAGGGCCCGGCUUCCCGGUGUCCCGCACUUACCCCCUCCUCGGCCCUGAACUGCUUUUGUCCCGCUUCGUGGGGCCCCUCGGGCCUGUUUGUGCGGUGAGCCAUGGAGGCUCCGUGGACCCUCACCCUGACCUUGGCCGCAGGCCUGGCUGCUGCCAGCCCACCUAACAUCCUGCUGAUCUUUGCUGAUGACCUGGGCUACGGGGACCUGGGCUCCUAUGGGCACCCCAGUUCCACCACCCCCAAUCUGGACCAGUUGGCCGCAGGGGGUCUUCGGUUCACAGACUUCUAUGUGCCUGUGUCUCUGUGCACACCCUCCCGGGCUGCCCUCCUGACCGGCCGACUCCCAGUUCGGAUGGGCUUGUACCCUGGAGUUCUGGAGCCCAGCUCCCGAGGGGGCCUGCCCCUGGAGGAGGUGACCUUGGCUGAGGUCCUGGCUGCCCAAGGCUACCUCACAGGGAUAGCUGGCAAGUGGCACCUUGGGGUGGGGCCUGAGGGGGCCUUUCUGCCCCCCCACCAUGGCUUCCAUCGAUUCCUGGGCAUCCCGUACUCCCAUGACCAGGGCCCUUGCCAGAAUCUGACCUGCUUCCCGCCGGCCACCCCCUGCGAAGGCAUCUGUGACCAGGGGCUGGUCCCUAUCCCCCUGCUGGCCAACCUGUCGGUGGAGGCACAGCCCCCUUGGCUGCCUGGACUCGAGGCCCGCUACGUGGCUUUUGCCCGUGACCUCAUGACUGAUGCCCAACGCCAAGGCCGCCCGUUCUUCCUGUACUAUGCCUCCCACCAUACCCACUACCCCCAGUUCAGUGGGCAGAGCUUUCCAGGGCACUCAGGCCGAGGGCCGUUUGGGGACUCCCUGAUGGAGCUGGAUGCGGCUGUGGGGGCCCUGAUGACAGCUGUGGGGGACCUGGGGCUGCUCGGAGAGACACUCGUCUUCUUCACUGCGGACAACGGACCUGAGACGAUGCGGAUGUCCCACGGUGGCUGCUCUGGCCUCCUGCGAUGCGGAAAGGGAACCACUUUCGAAGGGGGCGUCCGAGAGCCCGCCUUGGCCUUCUGGCCUGGCCACAUCGCUCCCGGUGUGACCCAUGAGCUGGCCAGCUCCCUGGACCUGCUGCCCACCCUGGCAGCCCUGGCGGGGGCCCAGCUGCCCAAUAUCACCUUGGAUGGCGUUGACCUCAGCCCCCUGCUGUUGGGCACAGGCAAGAGCCCCCGGCACACCCUCUUCUUCUACUCGGCUUUCCCGGAUGAGGUCCGAGGGGUCUUUGCUGUGCGGAGCGGGAAGUACAAGGCGCACUUCUUUACCCAGGGCUCUGUCCACAGCGACACCACUGCGGACCCUGCCUGCCACGCCUCUAGUCCUCUGACUGCCCAUGAGCCCCCGCUGCUCUUUGACCUGUCUGAGGACCCUGGUGAGAACUACAACCUUCUGGAGGGUGUGGAUAAGGUCGCCCCAGAGGCGCUGCAGGCAAUGAAGCAACUUGAGCUGCUCAAGGCCCAGUUUGAUGCUGCCAUGACCUUUGGGCCCAGCCAGAUGGCGCGGGGCGAGGACCCCGCCCUGCAGGUCUGCUGCCAGCCCAGCUGCACCCCCCGGCCGUCCUGCUGCCACUGCCCCGAGUUCCAGCCCUGAGGGCGCAGACGGAGGCCGUCUGGGGUUCCUGGCUGUGCUGUGGGGGUGUGGAGGUGGUUUGUACCCGAGAACUCUAAUAACACCAGCUGACACUUGUGUGAUAA
Capra hircus (goat) is the source of this 1767-nucleotide messenger RNA. It is a transcript of the gene ARSA, whose product is annotated as arylsulfatase A. Lineage: Eukaryota; Metazoa; Chordata; Mammalia; Artiodactyla; Bovidae. Gene Ontology annotation, molecular function: arylsulfatase activity. The transcript has 9 exons. Bases 140 to 1663 code for a protein of 507 amino acids. The record is from RefSeq and is a predicted model, not a curated record.